AUGGAUGUAGAGAUUUUUGCGCGAAACCGCGACGAGCUGUCGCCAAGCGUAUUGGAGGACGUGCAGAUCCUGGUGAUACCAGGGCCGCAGAAUGUGUUCACGGACGACGAGUUCGCCUGCCUCAAGGCCAUGGUCGAGAGAGGGGACUCAGUCCUGGUGGCGAUGGCCGACGGCGGGGAAGAGCGUAUGAACACAAACAUCAACUUCUUCUUGGAGGAAUACGGGAUCGUGGUAAACAACGAUUGCGUUGUGCGCGCUAAAUACCACAAGUUCUAUCAUCCGAAAGAGUGUCACAUCUCGAGCGGAAUACUGAACCGAGGCGUAGUGAAACACAUCAUGAAAAUGCCCAACUAUACCGUGGAAUCAGACGACUUUUUAGAGGAGCCGGCAACUCCAACAUUCGUAUAUCCGUACGGUGCAACAUUGACGGUGAACAAACCCGCGGCGGCCAUCUUGUCCAGCAGUGACAUAUGCUAUCCGGUGAAGAGGCCAGUCGCCGCUCUGUACACUUCGGAGAAAAGCGGAGGCAAGCUCUUCGUCAUCGGCUCGGCCCACUUCUUCGCCGACCAGUACCUGGAGAGCGAGUGCAACGACCUCAUCCGCGAAAUGAUUUUCAACUACCUCGGCGGGGUCAUCGACCUGCACCUCAACCCCGUGGACGUGGAAGAUCCAGACGUGAAUGAAUACCGCACUUUGGGCGAUGCGCUGUUCCUGAGUAAGGUGCCGCUGCCCGCGCCCGCCACCGCCCCCCCACCCCGCCUCGCACCCCUCCACCCGCACGCGCUCUUCACCUGGAGCCUGUUCUCCCUCAACCUGGCACAGCUGCCAGAGGCGCUGGGCUUGUAUGACGCUUUGGCGGUGAAACAUGAACCCCUAAGGCUCAUAGCUCCACAGUUCGAAACACCUUACCCGCCGCUACAGCUAGCGGUAUUCGCGCCUACAUUCCGCGAGCCGCCGCCUCCACCUCUGGAGCUCUUCGACCUCGACGAGGCGUUCAGCUCGGAGCGCAGUCAGCUCGCCCGCUUGGCCGACAAAUACCUGCAGCCAGCGGUCACCAGGAUGGGCGAAGGGGACGUUGGGCAGUUGGAAAACGAGCUGGAGUACUUCAUACGGGAGUGCGGGCGCGUCGUCAGGCUCACGCGCGCCUCCCCUGCAGAUGAGGGGCCAAGCGCCAGGAGCAUCCUGCACCAGCUCGGCGUGCAGUUGGCGACUUACAAGAAGAUGGCGCCCAGGGAAGAG
Molecule: messenger RNA, 1239 nt
Organism: Iphiclides podalirius (scarce swallowtail)
Lineage: Eukaryota; Metazoa; Arthropoda; Insecta; Lepidoptera; Papilionidae
Source: the annotation of a GenBank genome assembly